This is a messenger RNA of Phasianus colchicus (ring-necked pheasant), 2345 nucleotides long. It is a transcript of the gene MAPK8IP1, whose product is annotated as mitogen-activated protein kinase 8 interacting protein 1. Gene Ontology annotation, cellular component: cytoplasm. Gene Ontology annotation, molecular function: MAP kinase scaffold activity; JUN kinase binding. The record is from RefSeq and is a predicted model, not a curated record. Lineage: Eukaryota; Metazoa; Chordata; Aves; Galliformes; Phasianidae. Gene Ontology annotation, biological process: JNK cascade; regulation of JNK cascade.
UCCCUCCCUCCGCCUGCAUGGAGAGAGCCACGGAAUGGCGGAGCGAGAGAAAGGAGCCGCAUCCCCGCCCGCCUCCUCCCCCUUCCUGGGGCUGCACCUCGCCUCGCCCCCCAAUUUCAGGCUCACCCACGACAUCAGCCUUGAGGAGUUUGAGGAUGAAGACCUCUCUGAGAUCACUGAUGAGUGUGGCAUCAGCCUACACUGCAAGGACAGCCUGGCCACCCGAGGCCGCGUGAGCCGGUCGGGCGGCGCGGCGCGGGCUGCGGGCGGCGGGGAGGGAGGCCGACUGCAGGCCGAGAUGCUGCAGCUCGACCUCAUCGACGCCGCCGGGGACGCGCCGGCCGAGGAGCAGACGGCGCCCGCGCCCCUGCAAAAGGAGCCGCCGCCCGCCAGCACCGACAGCUACCGGCCCAAGCGCCCCACCACGCUCAACCUCUUCCCGCAGGUGCCUCGCAGCCAGGGACCCCGAGGAGCCGGUGGCACGUGGGAGCCACAUCCAGCUGGGGGGACGGGGACAGCAAAGGCCCCCCCCGGGCAGCUGGUCCCAACCAGCGUCCAGACCUGCGGAGAGGACACCCUGAAUAACAACUCUCUGGGGAAAAAGCACAGUUGGCAAGAGCGGGUGUCCCGGUCAUCAUCCCCUCUGAAGACGGGUGAGCAGACCCCUCCCCAUGACCACGUUUGCCUGAGUGAUGAGGUCAAUCACCAAAACAGCACAACCUCCACCAAAGACCGGGGCACAUCCACAGAAAGCCCAUGCCGGCGCACGGCAGCCACUCAGAUGGCACCCGCCUGUGUUGCCUCCUCCCGGCCCCCCGAGAAGCACCAGGCUGCCAGCCAACCCCCGCCCCACGGUGCCAGUGUGGUGGUGGUGACAUCGAGGGCCCCUGAGGCCCACCGGGACCGCAUCCGCUACCAGACAGACGUGAGGCUGGAGGCCACUGAGGAGAUCUACCUGACACCUGUGCAGAAGAACUCAGACCCGCUGGAGACCGAGAAGCCGUUCCUGUCACAGUCCAGUGAGAACCGCAUGUCUAUCAGCUCUGACAUCGACACCUCCAGCUACUCAGCCCUGGCUGGGAAAACCAACCCCUCCAUCAGUGAGGAGGAUGAGGUGCUGGACUACAUGUCCUCCCCUGACAAGACGAGCCUGCCCCGGGUCUCCUGCGGUGGUGGGACCAGUGGCUACCGGCCAGGCCACGGCCUUCAGAGAGCAUCCGUGAGCUCAGACACCAGCGCCCUCUCCUACGACUCGGUCAAGUACACGCUGGUGGUGGAUGAGAACGUGCAGCUGGAGCUGGUCAGCCUCAAGCAGUGCUACUCGGGCUACAGCGAUGAGAGUGACUCGGCUACUGUCUAUGACAACUGCGUCUCCUCACCCUACGAGUCAGCCAUCGGUGAGGAGUACGAGGAGGAUGCGCUGAAGCGCGACUCGGUCUGCCUCUCUGAGGACUCCACCCCCGAGGCGGACAUCCACUUCUCCAAGAAGUUCCUCAACGUCUUCAUGAGUGGCCGGGCGCGCUCCUCCAGUGCUGAGUCCUUUGGGUUGUUCUCUUGCAUGAUCAAUGGUGAGGAGCAGGAACAGACCCACCGUGCUGUGUUCAGGUUUGUUCCUCGCCAUGCGGACGAGCUGGAGCUGGAGGUGGAUGACCCUUUGCUGGUGGAGGUGCAGGCAGAAGAUUAUUGGUACGAGGCCUACAACAUGCGGACAGGGGAUCGGGGCAUUUUUCCUGCCUACUACGCUAUCGAAGUCACCAAGGAUCCAGACCAUAUAACAGCUCUAGCCAAGAGCAACGACUGGGUGGACCAGUUUCGGGUGAAGUUCCUCGGCUCGGUGCAGGUUCCCUAUCACAAGGGCAAUGAUGUACUGUGCGCGGCCAUGCAGAAGAUUGCCACCACGCGCCGCCUCACUGUGCACUUUAACCCACCCUCCAGCUGUGUCUUGGAGAUCAGCGUGCGUGGGGUCAAGAUAGCUGUGAAAGCCGAUGACUCCAAGGAGCACAGCAAGGUAAACAAGUGUAGCCAUUUUUUCCAGCUGAAGAACAUUUCCUUUUGUGGAUACCAUCCAAAGAACAACAAAUAUUUUGGGUUCAUCACCAAGCACCCUGCUGACCACAGGUUUGCCUGCCACGUCUUUGUCUCGGAGGAGUCCACGAAGCCUCUGGCGGAGUCUGUAGGGAGGGCUUUUCAGCAAUUCUACAAGGAGUAUGUGGAGUACACGUGCCCCACAGAAGACAUCUACCUGGAGUAGGGGCUGGCAUAGGCACCUGCUGCACAGCCAGGGCUGCAGUCUCGCCCCUUCCGCGUCGUGCAUGGACAAGAGCUGCUUUGAGAUUGGAGAAGUG